GCUGGCUGUCGUGAACUCUUUCAUAAUAGGAGGCCUUUGGUCGCAUAGCAACAGCGAAUGCCAUUCUGUCCUGCCAUGUCUAAGCCCCUCCCUCCUUGCAAAGGUCCUGCUAGGGAUAAGGUAACCAAAUGCUCUCUCCAGUAAACUUAGCCUUGUAACAUUAACACAGGCCUGAGCUGGACCUUGAACCGUGGAGUGAUGUAUGCAGAGGCGUGUUAGAAUGAGUCUAGUCUGAUUGCCCAAAGGUGAUGGAAGCCAGCACUGAGAAUAUUUGUUAGGCAAGGAAUCACUGCUACAAGUUCAGGGGGCUCUGAGAGCAAGAGCCCACACUUUAGCAGUGUGUUCGUGAUGCUCUGACGAGUCGACUCUGAAUUGGGGGCUGGUAGAUGAAUAUGUGAGGAAUAUGCACAGAGUUAUGCGUUUGGUCUAGUCUGAGACUUUUCCAUACCACUGAAGGGAUCAAUUCCAUGAGAAAGGGUCUUGACACGGGGAAGAGAAUUGUGGAACAUAGCUGGUGUUUUGCUUUGGCUGAUGCGUAAAGGCUUACCACAAGAGAAAGUAAACAGUCAAACCAUAGAUGUUUGGGCCUUGAAGUCAGCUCCUCUGAACUUAAAACCACUCCGACAGCCAAAGGCAUGGAGGUUCCCCUUAGCUCUAUGCACCUCUCAUCGUUUGCAGAGGACCAAAAUGGAAAUGACAUUACUUGCCUUAGUAACCCUUCAUCUGAUUCACCAAGGGACAGCAGAAGUCAUGGCAAGACAAACAGCCCUGCUGAUGUAGAGAUGACCAGGGACUGUGUCAGUGAGUUGUUUUCAACUACAAGCAUAAUUAAUAAAGUGGAUGUACACUCAGACUUGGCCACUGUCAGCUGUAUGAAAACUGCAGACGACAACUGUAACCAGAAUGUGACUUUUAUGGUCUCGGGCCUACAAAAUGGCAAUAUUGAUUCUGAAAGUACCAGGUUAGAUGUCCAUGGUCUCCUUGUAACAAAAUGUGAUGACAUUUCAAAGAUGUGCGUAAACACCGAUGCGCAACAAGCUUUUGUCAUAGGAUCAGUUACUUCGUCACGCUCUAGCACCAGUGAGAACUACACCUCUGUGAGCUCUGGUGAGAUGCUAAUUAGGAGCAAAAGUUUUAUCAUUCAUGAGUCUGAUCAACUACUCAGUGCCUCAGUCUUGGAGGAAUCAUCAGAUAUGCCUUCUGAUCUUGGCCUGAUUCCUGGCUUGCUGCCUGAUGUCUGUGAGGGUCUUGUUAAUAACAUGGUCAGUGCUUCAGGACAAAACGGCAAACAUCCUGACUUUGGACUCACCUUCAUCCAGCCAAGCAAUCAGACAUUCACAAUGGAAGAGGAUGUCUUUCAAACAAUUCCUCAUAAUGCACCUGGGGAAAGCAGACCAUCACAUUUGGUUGCAGGAGAUAAUCAUACUGAAUGUGUCACACCAGUUAAUCUGAAAAAAAGUAAUUUUGAAGCUGAAAGAUCCACUCGCUCCACGUCGGCUGAUGGAAAAACAUUCCAAUUUCCAACCUCUGAGGAGCUAGACAUCAGUGGUAAUGCCCAGACGUCUACUCCUGUUCAGUAUAUGUGCUCUAAAACAUUUUGCUUUUCAGACUCUCCUCUUAACAAGAGUAAGAGUGAUUUUGGGAGUCCAUUGGUCCAAGUCAUGAAGGAACAGCAAAGUUGUCAGAAGUUGUCAGAACAGCAAAGUUGUCAGAAACCUGAAACUUCAUUGACUGCAUCCACUAAAAGUAAUAAGUCAGAAACUAAGAAGUAUGUCAAGCCUGACUUCAGUAAUAUAAAAUCUAAAAUAAUGUCUAGACCCACGAGUGCCUUAAAGCAGUCAAGUGCAACUGUUGUCAGUGCUUCAUCGAAUAUAAGACUGCACAAAAAACAGACUAGACCUUCCCAUUCCAUGCAAAGCAUAGCAUCUCCUACCAGAUCUACCUCUGCAAUUUCUUCCAGCUCCACUCUCCCAUGUGGUAGCCAUAAGAUGGAUCAGAACAAUGUGAUUAAAAGAACUCACUCAUCCACUUUUCAAGAUACUUCAUCUGCUCCAAAGUCCCGGGUUCGCACAUGGUCUGAGGCUUCCAGCACAUCAAAAACGAAUGGAGAAAACAUGACUGUAAAGGAGUCUCAGGUCGGUAGGAUCGUAAACACCUUCCCUAAUGCAAAAAGCUCAUCUGUAGGAGGUUUUCUGAGUCUAACUAGCCUGACCAAUCUUGGAGACAGACAUGCUUCUUUUAGAGAUGAAAAAUGUCUCAAGAAACCACAGAAAACAAGUACAAACGUGAGUGUCUUUGAGUAA
Ictalurus furcatus (blue catfish) is the source of this 2303-nucleotide messenger RNA. RefSeq lists its product as uncharacterized. The record is from RefSeq and is a predicted model, not a curated record. Bases 636 to 2303 code for a protein of 555 amino acids. The transcript has 2 exons. NCBI's taxonomy places the organism in Eukaryota, Metazoa, Chordata, Actinopteri, Siluriformes, Ictaluridae.